Messenger RNA from Phyllopteryx taeniolatus (common seadragon), 3348 nucleotides. RefSeq names its product S-phase kinase-associated protein 2-like. Gene Ontology annotation, biological process: positive regulation of protein ubiquitination; SCF-dependent proteasomal ubiquitin-dependent protein catabolic process. The transcript is spliced from 7 exons. The record is from RefSeq and is a predicted model, not a curated record. Gene Ontology annotation, cellular component: SCF ubiquitin ligase complex. The coding region runs from base 372 to 1466 and encodes 364 amino acids. NCBI's taxonomy places the organism in Eukaryota, Metazoa, Chordata, Actinopteri, Syngnathiformes, Syngnathidae. Gene Ontology annotation, molecular function: protein binding.
CUGCAAAAUUCCACAUACGGCUCCUGAUGUACAGUUUGUGUGAUAUUUAAGGAAUGCCUUACGUUGUUCAUUGUUUCUAUUUGUUCUCCAUUAAAAAAACAAAAAAUCCAUCCUCCGUUCAUGGCGAUCGUUCUCUGCUCGUGACUUUGAAGUUGUACGACGUGUCGCGUCGGACGCAUUCCUUUGUGACAGCGACUUCGACGACGCUGUGUUCUUUCAAGACUGAUGUGAGCAAAGCUCCUUCAUACAUUUGCCGUCCGUGCUUGGAUGAACAUACUUGUUGUUUUCGCCAUCCUCCGCAUCUGGUAGCAGGCCACCUGGUUUACAAAACCAAAAAAAGCCCUUAAAACAACGCAAGAAGGCCGAACAAAAUGGGGAAGAGAGGAAAUAACAGCAAGAAACGCCGACGUACAUCUGCCGAAGGUGGAAAGGGGCCAAAGAGAAAAUUCCCCGUUGACAAAGCGGAAGACGACAAUGCAAAAGAGGAUGGAGGCGUUCCAGCAUGGGACCACCUUCAAGAUGAGCUGAUCCUAAGGAUCUUCUUCCUCCUCCCUUUGCGGGACCUCGUCAGGACAUCGGUCGCUUGCAGACGCUGGCAUCGUUUGGCGUUUGAUGAAUCGCUGUGGCACAGUGUGGACUUGCACGGGGUGAUCAAUACGGGUCUAGCGCUGGAGCAGGUGCUGAAGACGGGUGUGCGCAGGUUAAGCUGCCCUGGCGUGCACAUAGACAACAGAUACUUAAGCAACAUGUGCAGACUGAAGAUUACUGAAAUGGACCUGUCCAUGACCGAAAUCAACACAACCACCCUUGAGAGGAUCAUCGAUUGCUGUACUCGUUUGGAGUGUCUCAGUCUGUCUGGCAUGAACAUCUCCUGUGGAACACUCCUGUUAGUUCUCUCCUCACUGCAUCUAUUUGUAGGCGGCAACAUCUUGCUACAGUUUAUAUUUGAAAGAGAUGCUGUAAGCCUAAAAUGGUUGGAACUCAAAAUUUGCACAUGGCGUCUAAGAGCUCUGUCCUAUAAUCGGCGCCUACGGCAGCUCAACCUGAGUGGAUGCCACGGCUUCUCUGUGUCCGCUCUCACUUACAUGCUCCGAUCUUGCUCCAGGUCCCUUCUUCGUCCGGCUCUCCACCGACCUUCCGCCGCAAGCACAUCAUUACCUUUUUUGUCACCUUCCUGCAGAAUACAACAUUUUAACAUGUCAGGGUGCCACUUCCUCCACUUCAAUGACAUUAUGAAAAGCAUAUUCAAUAAUGUGAGCUCCACUGUUACACACCUCGACGUCAGUGGAGCAUUUUGCUCCGCCUCACUAGAUGAUUUGAAUGCCUUGGUGAAGAGAUGUCCUGAUAUUCGCACGCUACAUUUCAAGGUCGCGGGCGUGCUGGAGCCUAUCCCACCUGUCAUCGGGCAAGAGGCGGGGUACACCCUGAACUGGUUGCCAGCCAAUCGCAGGGCACAUAGAAACUAACAACCAUUCGCACUCACAGUCAUGCCUACGGGCAAUUUAGAGUCUCCAAUUAAUGCAUGUUUUUGGGAUGUGGGAGGAAACCGGAGUGCCCGGAGAAAACCCACGCAGGCACGGGGAGAACAUGCAAACUCCACACAGGCGGGGACGGGGAUUGAACCCCGCACCUCAGAACUGUGAGGCUGACGCUCUAACCAGUCGGCCACCGUGCCGCUGCAAAAAUCCCAAAAUAGCAAAACAAUUUUGUUGGUGGCUUGCCACGCCCUCCCCUCCAGAAGCAUUGGAACAAUGAGAUGUAACUUGUUUUCACAGUCAAAAGACAAAUGGAGACAAGAUGUCAGCAUUUGACUUUCGGCCCGUCCCGUCAGUCGGGGGUCGCCGCGGCGAGUUCCGCGUACGAAAGGCGGCAGCGUGUACCGCUACGCUGCAACCUUUUAGCAUUUGGUUGCAUGUGAUGUAUUUAAAUCUGGAUCUGAGACUGCAGAUUUCAAACUGCUAGCAAGCUGCAGCCUCAUUUUACGAUACCUGACCAAAAGCCACGCCCUUCAGUUGUUUAUAUUGAAGAGCUGUCCCAAUUCUUUAUUUUUUUUUUUUUUCUUUUGCUGUUAACUGAAGGUGAAUAAUCCGGCCAAAUGAAAAAGUCUGCGCCAGGCUGCUGCCGCACCGACAGCGAGGCUGCGACGUCUCACGCCUUCUGUCUCUACAUGCAGCCUAAGUUUGAAAAUAAUAAUUCAUUUAGAGGCAUAACUGAGGGCCAAAGAGGGACAAUUUUUCAAAAGAUCACAUUUUAACAUUCAUCCAUUCUCAACACCGCUUAUCCAGUUCAGAGCCACGGGGCGCUGCAGCCAAUCCCAGCUGACUUUGGGCAAAACUGAACUGGUCGUCAGUCAGUGGCAGGGCGCAUAUAGACACAGACGACCCUUCGCACUCACGGUCACACUGUCACGAGUGGGAACUGAUCCCACGCUGCCCAAAGUGUACCACCACACCAUCAGUGACUUCAGUUUCAAUCAGUCAGAGUCAAAAUCAUCUUUAUUUGCCAAGUAUGUCCAAAAAACACAAGGAAUUUGUCUCCGGUAGUUGGGGCUGCUCUCGUACGACAACAGACAUUGAUAAAAACAGUCACUGAACUUCAAGGAGUGGAUGCAAGUUUAAAGUGACGAGGAGUGCGAUAAUCUGGGACAAUGUCGAUUGUGCAAAUGUUGCAGAUACUCCUCAGUCAGUGUGCAAGUGGUGCAGAUGCUACUCUGGCAUGAGUGGCCAGUAUUGGUCAACAACAGAUAUUCAAAUAGUGGAGCGUGGCGAGACGACUACAGUGAGUGCACGAGUAAAUGUAUCAUUGGCCCGACGGAAAUGUGGCAGACAAAAAAAUUUCCAGCAUGUUGCAAUGGAGUUGUAGGUUUGCUGUUUAAGAAGUUGAUGGCAAGAGGGAAGAAGCUGUUGGAAUGUCUGCUAGUUCUAGUUUGCAUUGAUCGGUAGCGCCUACCUGAGGGAAGGAUCCGGAAGAGCCGGUGACCGGGAUGCGGACGGUCCGAGAGGAUUUUGCACGCUCUUGUCUUAGUUCUGGCAGCGUGCAAGUCAUCAAGGGUGGCUAGGGGGGUACCGACAAUCUUUUCAGCAGUUUUGAUUGUCUGUUGCAGUCGGAGUUUGUCCAUUUUUGUAGCAGCACCAAACCAGGACUGAUUCGAUAACUGCUGUGUAGAACUGCCUCAGCAGCUCCCGUGGCAGGCCGUGCUUUCUCAGAAGCCGCAGGAAGUAGAUCCUCUGCUGGGCCUUUUUGAGGACAGAGUUGAUGUUGAUCGCCCACUUCAGGUCCUGAGAGACUGUAAUUCCCAGGAACUUGAAGGUCUCGACGGUUGACACAAGGCAGCUGGACAGCGUGAGG